AUGUUAGCUACACAGCGCCGCCGCUUCUCUGCCUGGCUCGCCUUGCCAGCGAGGGCAAAGCUCUCCGCCGUAGGCAAUUCUUUUGCCCCUCCGCCCGCCAAAUCCGCGGAUGGACGAGACCAAUGGCCCUCCCGCGCCGCGUUCCUCCUCGCCGCCAUGGGAGGGUGCGCGGGGCAAGGGAACCUCAUCCGGUAUCCCUCCGUCCUGUACAACAACUACGGUCUCCAAUGGUUCGUCCCCUACCUACUCGCCAUCAUCCUCAUCGCCAUCCCCGUCCUUAUCAUCGAAAUCGCUAUAGGUCAGGCAUACCGCGGCGGAUCCGUCAUCGCCUUCAAUAACAUCAACCACCGGCUCCGCGGCGUGGGCAUGGGACCCGUCUUCGUCUCCUUCAUCGUCUGCCAGUACUUUACGGUCAACCUCGCGUGGAUCAUGAACUACUUCCGGAACUCGUUCAUCAGCCCAUUACCGUGGGACGGGCGGAUCGACGCGUUUUACAACGACGAUGUUGUGGCGAACCCCGCGCCGAUUAUGGGGUCCUUGACGGCGGGAGGGAACAGUGUGGCGGCGUAUACGCAGUAUCCGGCGAUGGGAAUCAUCGGGGAGACGCUGGGAUGGAGCGCGUUCAUCUGGUUCCUCAUCUGGUUCUCGAUUUUCAGGGGAGUGGGGAUGACGGGCAGGGUGGUGUACUUUACGAUGGGUCUGCCAAUCGUCACGACUAUCAUCUUUGUCAUCCGCGCGCUACUCCUCGAUAACGCCGGUGCGGGUGUACGGCUCGUCUGGGCUACAUGGCGCAGCGACCAGCUCGCCCAGGGUCAAGUCUGGCAAACAGCCGUCGGUCAGGUCUUCUUCUCCACCGGUGUCGGAUUCGGCUACUUUACCUCAUACGCCUCAUACAACCAAAAGCACUCCAACGCGGUCAUGGACGCGGUCCUCAUCUGCGGUUCCAACGUCCUCUUUGAGAACUUUGCCGCCUUUGCGGUCUUUGGCGUCGUCGGGUUCCUACGCCGCUGGCCGACCGACGGGGUCCGACUCGGUGCAUUCGUCGUCGGAUUCCUCACUCUCCCCGAGGCCGUCCUCCAGAUGCCCGGCCAGAACUUUUGGGCCUUCCUCCUCUUCUUCACGCUCAUCGUCCUCGGCUUUUCGUCCGCCUUUGUCAUGCUCGACGUGGUCGCCACUCUCCUCGUCGACGGUGGCGUCAAGUACUCUCGCCCCACCAUCGUCACCUUCCUCACCCUCCUCUCGUUCCUCAUGUGCAUCCCUUAUUGCACCCAAUUCGGAUACUACCUGCUGGACGGGAUCGACCGGUGGAUCAACAAUGUCAUGCUCAUCUUUGUCGUCUGGGCCGAAUGCGUCACCUCCACCAGCGUAUACCGGUACUCGGAUAUCAUCGACCAGACCGGCACGCCUGCCUUUGCGGUGUACAAUUCGGGAUACCUCGGCGGACAGCUCGUCGGGAUCGUGGUGGCGCAUACAACGGACUCGCCGGGUAUAGGCGCGGGCGUGGGCAUUGGGAUCUGGGUGUUGGGGUCGGUGGUAGCGGUGUUGAUGGCGAAAAUGACGGAGGUGGCGCAGGCGGGCGCGCCGAAGGCGUUUAGGGCAAACAAGUAUCUGGCCAAGUUCUACUAUCUGGCUUUCUACUCAGGUAACCAACUACGACGCGACCUCAAUGUCAUUGUCGGCCAAAAGCCCAACUGGCGCAUCCCCUUCUUCAUGCCUUUCCUCCUCCGCUACAUCUCCGGCCCCAUCCUCGCCAUCAUCUUCUCCUUCGCCUUCCCCGAAUUCCACACGCUACGAUACGAUCCCAUGAUGGUUGCCGGCUUCAUCCUCUCGCUCCUGGGGGUCAGUAUCGUGCUCUUUGGGUUUGUGGCGCCGAGGUACUAUGGGGCGUUCAUACCAGCGCACAGGAAGAUGGAGGGGAAGGAAGAGACGGUGAUUAAUGAGGAUAAGGUGGAUAGUAUUGUGUUGGAAGAAGGGGCAAAGGAGGCGGAGGUGCUGGCGGGUGGAGCCAUGUGA
Molecule: messenger RNA, 2013 nt
Organism: Dioszegia hungarica
Lineage: Eukaryota; Fungi; Basidiomycota; Tremellomycetes; Tremellales; Bulleribasidiaceae
Exons: 5
Coding region: 1-2013 (670 amino acids)
Biological process (GO): sodium ion transmembrane transport
Cellular component (GO): membrane
Source: RefSeq, a predicted model, not a curated record